This is a messenger RNA of Tarenaya hassleriana, 1849 nucleotides long. RefSeq lists its product as uncharacterized. The record is from RefSeq and is a predicted model, not a curated record. The transcript is spliced from 11 exons. The coding region runs from base 196 to 1671 and encodes 491 amino acids. NCBI's taxonomy places the organism in Eukaryota, Viridiplantae, Streptophyta, Magnoliopsida, Brassicales, Cleomaceae.
UUCUGUUUCGAUUCUUCGUGAGUGGUGGCUUCGUUCAGACACCAAACCCAUCACUUUCCGCUUCUCUGUCUCUCUCCGUCCCUUUUAUUAGCUUCUCCACACUGUUCUUCUUCUCCAUCAUCCCCUGACCCAAAAAAGAAAAUCUGGGUUUUGAUCGUUAGGGUUUGAAUCCAACAUAGCCUCCACAGGAAGAGAAUGCCGUCGAGAAAUGGCUGCUUCUCUUCUCAUUCGUCUUCUUCCUUGUCUUCCUCUUCGUCUUCUUCCCAGCUAAGCACUCCGAGAGGAUUUCAUAAUGGGGUUCUCCAGAGUUUGGUGUCUCCGAGAUUGUCCACUCAAACAAAAUCUUUCGUGAAGAAAUCACCUCUCUGGAAUCCAGAGAAGGCGAAUUGCCAAGAUCGUCAUUCAACAACUCCAAAGUCUACGGAAGAACUGAGGAAUGAGAUUGCAGAGCUUGAGACAGAGAUAUUGCAUUUGGAACGGUAUCUUCUAUCACUCUACAGAACAACAUUCGGAGACCAUUUACCGGCGUUAUUACCACAAGUUACCGAAGCAAAUCCCAAGUGUCCAAAGACUCCACCUUUAACGGUCAAAUUUCAGAGCACCCGAGCUUCUUCUGUCUCUGAUACUUCUGUGUCGUGUAGGCGGAGCCUGUCCUCAAGCUUCAAACCGUCAUCUGAGACAGUAAUUCACAUUGAAGGGAUCAAAAGAACAGAAUCUGGUCACCGGAGUCUGGCUGAUCUUCUCGGUGUUUCCCACAUGAUCGAAGAUCUCAACACUCCGAAUAGACUCUCGGAAGAAAUCUUGAGAAGUGUGUGUCUCAUAUAUUGCAAAUUCUCGGACAAGACACAGAUCGGUUGUCCAAAGAGUCCUUGUCAUAGUUGUAGCCAACAGUCUGGAGAAACCGAAGGGGAAACGGGCGAAGAAUUCGCUGUUGUGGUUCACAAGCUGUGCUUGGAUGAAGAUGAUUUGAAGUCUUUGGAGAGUAUGCUUCAAAAAUUCAGGUCACUGGUCCGGAAACUCGAGAAAGUUGAUCCAAGAACGAUGACUCGGGAGCAGAAGCUUGCGUUCUGGAUCAACGUCCAUAAUGCCCUGCUGAUGCACGCGUAUAUAGCAUAUGGAACAAGCAAACCUGCAAGGGACGCAGCUAUUUUGAAGGCAGCGUAUAACGUGGGUGGCGAAUGCAUAAGUGCACACCAUAUCCAGAACUCGAUAUUGGGCAUUUGCCCACGCCAGUCAGCACCUCGUUUACAGACGAUGUUUUCCCCGGCUAGGAAGUCGAAGACAUGUCACAGCAAACACGCAUAUGCAUUGGACUACACCGAACCACUUGUCCACUUUGCUCUUUCUUCCGGCACUUCAACCGACCCAGCGGUCCGCGUUUACACAGCCAAGGGUAUCUUUCAAGAACUCAAGCGAGCCAGGGAAGAGUUCAUUCGACGGAACAUCCAGUUUGAGAACGAGGCGAGGAUUCUACUGCCAAAGAUUCUCUACAACUACGCAAAGGAUUCUUCACUAGACAUGGAUGGGCUCUUGGACUCCAUAGCCGGGUGCCUACCAGACACACAGCAGAAAGCUAUGAGGAGAAUAGUAAAGGGAAGGCAGGAGAGAUGCGUUCGCUGGCUGAACCAAGACCCGAGCUUUCGGUAUGUCAUCCAUGGAAAUCUUGCUUAGGAGAAUGGGUGGAACUUGACCCAUUACCUUGUCUGAAAUUCUUCUGUAUGUAGCUCUCUGCUUUUGCCAGGAUUUUGCUGAAUAAUAGAGUUUCAAGCUGUAUAUAGUAAUUCUAGAAGGCUUCCUCUUUACGCUAUUGUCAAUCGAUGGAAGAAAUCGAAAAUACCUUCGUCGGAUA